This is a messenger RNA of Astyanax mexicanus (Mexican tetra), 5600 nucleotides long. It is a transcript of the gene arhgap1, whose product is annotated as Rho GTPase activating protein 1. Bases 137 to 1438 code for a protein of 433 amino acids. Gene Ontology annotation, biological process: small GTPase-mediated signal transduction; negative regulation of endocytic recycling. Gene Ontology annotation, cellular component: cytoplasm. The transcript is spliced from 13 exons. Lineage: Eukaryota; Metazoa; Chordata; Actinopteri; Characiformes; Acestrorhamphidae. Gene Ontology annotation, molecular function: GTPase activator activity. The record is from RefSeq and is a predicted model, not a curated record.
UUAUGGUGAAAUGUGAGGUGACAGGCUGCAGCCGGAAGCCCUGCUUGAAUUAGCUUGAUUGUCAGAGUGGAGAAAUAUUCAGUCAGCGGCUCCGAACAGCAGGUCCUUGUGUGUGGUGUUUUUGUAGAGGACCAUCAUGUCCUCGGAUUUGCUGGUGGACCUGCAUGAUGAUCUGGGUGGAGAUGACUCUCCCAGUGCUGCCCUGGACCAGCUCAAGCUGGUGCAGGACAAACAGUGGCCACCUGAUGACCCAGUCAGCUUCAGCAAGUCUGCUACAGACAUUAAGAGUCUCAGUGAAGGCUCCCACCUGGCACGGGAUGACCCAUUCUAUGACAUUGCAAAGCAUCAGAUAGUGGAAGUAGCAGGUGAUGAUAACUUUGGCCGAAAAGUGAUCGUGUUCAGCGCCUGUCGCAUGCCCCCCCACAGUCAGCUAGACCAUCAUAAACUACUCAUGUACCUGAAGCAGACGCUAGAUAAGUAUGUGGAGAGUGACUACACACUUAUUUACUUCCACCAUGGCAUGACCAGCGAGAACAAGCUGUCCCUUAGCUGGUUGCGUGAUGCGUACCGCGAGUUUGAAAGAAAGUAUAAGAAGAACAUUAAGGCAUUUUACAUCGUCCAUCCAACAAUAUUUAUCAGAACCGUCCUCAUCUUCUUCAAACCACUCAUCAGCUUUAAAUUUGGCCGUAAGAUACACUAUGUAAACUACCUGAGCGAGCUGGAGGAGAUAGUGAAGUGUGAUCAGCUGGUGAUUCCCAGUCGAGUCAGAGCGUAUGAUGAUAAGAUCCGUCUCAACCUGAAGCCGUCUGUGGUCCCUGGUCCAAUAUCGCCACCCCGCAGCCCCCCUCUCCCAUUCCAGCAGUUUGGGGUGCCGCUCUCAGUGUUGAGAGAUAGAGGUGCAGAUGCUGACGGUAUUCCACUGGUGAUUCGAGACACUAUCAGCUUCUUGCAGGAGCAGGGUCUGCAAACAGAAGGAAUAUUCCGGCGGUCAGCUAAUGUCAGCCUUGUUAAAAACAUCCAGCUCAAAUAUAACUCAGGGGAGGAAGUGAAUUUCUUCCAGAUUGAGGAUGUCCAUUUGGCUGCUGUGAUCUUGAAGACGUUCCUCAGAGAGCUCCCAGAACCUCUUCUUACCUUCAGGCUCUACAAUGAUGUUGUCAAUUUUCAGAACGUGGACAGUGAGUCUCAAGUCGUAACAAUCCAAAACAUGCUGAGGUCACUUCCUGAGGAGAACUAUGCAACACUGCGAUUCCUCAUCCAGUUCCUUGCUCAGGUGUCAGCAGAGAGCGAAGCAAACAAAAUGACCAACACAAACCUGGCUGUUGUGUUCGGCCCUAAUCUGCUGUGGGGACAAGAUGCUGCCAUGACGCUGAGCUCCAUUGGACCAAUCAACAACUUCACCCGUACCCUGCUGGACCUGCAUGAAGAGGUCUUCGCCUAAUGAGGAGCAGCAGACCCCAUUUAGAGAUGUUUCCACUCUUUGUAACUCCGCCCAUCAUGCUGUGGCCCUCUCCUUCUCUCCUUUAGUGUUGCCAAAUGCAUGAGUGUUGUAAAUGGGUGAGGCUUCGCAGGAGUAAAACUGGCAGGUACAGAAUUUGUGUAGACUUCCGGUUUAAGAUAGUGUAUCCUUUUUUUUUUUUGUAAUUCAGACAAUCAGAAAUAUGACAUUGUUUAUUCCAUCAGUUUAUCCAUGUUUUUCCAGUUGUUUAUCAUUUAUACAGGUACUGGUAAGCCAGAGUUGUAGUUUAUCUGCUCUCAAACCAAAACACAUCUGCCUAGCUCAGUUUUGAACAUCUGUUUAAGAAGGUUAUGAAGGUUUAAAGAUUAUUUGGCGAUGAUUCUUUAACCCUUUCGGAAGGGUUUGUUGUGACCGAGAAAACCCCUUUCCUGGAAGAGCCAUAGUCUCAGCUAUGGGCCGAUUAUAGAUAGAUAAAGCACUAAUAAUCAAACUUGAAACACUUAUUUUAAACUUACAUUGCCUUUAAAAGCUCUAAGUUAGUCAUUAUUUUUAUUACAUGUAUAUUAUUUGUAUCAUCUUUUCUACUGUGUUGCUGUCAAUGAUUUUUUGUUUUUUGAACAAUUUGCUGUAGAUAGCUGCAGUCUGGUGGAGCAGGAGUCUUAAGGUUUUAAGACGAACACUUGUAUGAAGCAUCUGCGUACUAUAUACAAUUUAUAUUUCAUGUAUAACUUUGUCAUAUUAUUGCUGUUAUUAUUGUUAUUACACAUAAAUGUUCAGAUAAUCUCAGAUGUACUGAGAUACUUUAAAACGAGUCAGGGAUUAUAUGAAUGCUGUUGUAUUAUACAGUGUAAUGGCCGCAAUCUUAAGCAUGGUGGAGCUGAUCCUAAACCUGCACUCUCAGUGAGACACUUAUAAAGGGGAAUUCUGUUUAUUUAACUCUCCAUUUAUAUGUUAACAACUUGAUGUGGCUUGAUGUGAAGUGUAUUGUUUUAAAGAAACUUAAAAUCAGAAUAUUUCCAUCCACACAUACAGAGUUUGCAUACAGUUGCAUAAGAAUGCUUGCCCUGUAUGGGUGAAAAAUAACUCGAAAAAAAGAUAUCAAAACCACAAACCACAAACAAGAAAAAAAACACAAGAGGUCUAAUCCCAAAUUACAUACAAAUCACUAUACAAUGUUUUAUUCUUAUCUCAAAAUUACAGAUUUUUCUUUAUCCCAUUUUCUUCCCAAAUUCUGCUAUGCUGAUUACCCAACCUACUCAUUAGGACUAUUAUUAGUAGAAGGCCUCCUCUGAUACAUGUGAAGUCAGUAACCUCCUCUUUUCAAACUGCUGCUGAUGUAGCCCUACUGCACUUGGAAGAAAAGCACAGCAACCCAGCUCUGAUAAAUAAGCUAACAGACGCCUGUGCUGGCUGACGUCACCUUGGGAGUGAUGUGGGGAGAGAGCAAGGCCAAAUAUGUUCUCUCAGACUCAGGCUGCUGAUAGCAAGCUGCAUGAUCGGGAUUUGAAUCUGCGAUCCUUGGCUCAUAGUGGCAGUGCUUUAGUCCACUUGGAACACUCAGAGAGCUUAUUUUUGUUUUAUUUAUUGGUUUGACAUGCAGACGGUAUACAUACAUACAUACCAACAAUAAAUUAAUUAAAUAAAUACAAAUCCAUCACGUGAAAUUUGGUCAUAAACCAAAAUAUGAGACCAGAGGCAAAAUACUAGGAUAGUCACAUACUUUAUUAUUAUAUCUAUAGAUAAUUUUAAGUGUCCUUCAAUUUUUCCCCAAUUAUAUAAAAUACAUUACCUUUAAAGACCUCAUUUUACAAUAGAUUUAAAAAAAAGUGACCUACAACAUUAUUCAGAUUUUUUUUACAUUAUACAUUCUUGGAGGUUGAACUUCAAAUCUCUCCCACAACAAGAUUUACCACAGUUAGACAAUUACCAGCAUAUAUAUACUGGUUGUGUUGCAUAGUAAAUAAACCGGCUAUAUUUAUGUAGUAUUCAUUACAAUAUGUAUGUUUUUCCUAUUGCAACCAAUGUAACAAAAUUUGUGUAAUGUUUCUUUACAUACAAUCCAGCCAUUCACAUCAAACCAUUCUCAAUUACUUUGUUUCCCUCUCUUAGUUUGCAUUUUGCAUUAAUUCUCCAUUAAUUCAGCACAGGAUAUCAACGGGAUACCACGUUGGUGGGGCUUCUAAAGAGUGCAAAUUUCAUUGAAUUCAGAGCACAAGUGUCAGUACUGCAGACAGACAUGCUGUUGUACUUUUUUUGUUGUUGAUGUGGCUGUAAAUGCUUAAUGCCUAUAGCUAGAGGUGGGCAAUAUGACAAUAUUUAAUAUAUUGUGAAAAUAAAACUUUAUGUAUGUAAUUGUGUGAUACACAAUAUACUUUUAUUGUUAGUGCUUAAAGACCUGCACUGACCAACUGCACAUUUCAUUACAGAAAGUAUAAUUAGUCCUGUUUAAUAAAUGCAGCAGAUUCUAGAUAAAAACACUGAACUGUACUAUGGGAUAUUAUUUGAGUAGAAUUUAAUGAAUCUGCUGAUAUUUGUGCACUUUGUCUGCUUUUUGAAAUAUUGUGUAUGGUGAAAAUGUCUUUAAAUUUCGUAAUCUAAUCUUUUACCCAUAUCGCCCAGCCCUACCUAUAGCUGUUAAUGAAAUAGGGGAGAAAAAUGUUUUUUUUUUUUUUUUAAACGUUGAUUAUGAAAGCUUUGCAACAGGUCUCAGAAAAAAAACAAUUAUCUGUGAGCUGCCGUAAUCCUCCCCAAUACGCUCACUCUAUUUUUCUCUAGACAAGUAAAAAGGUGUCUAUGGAUUUAGGUAUAUGUACAUUUUGGUGAUGCUGUAUUUUACCCAAAGAAUAAACUGUAUCAGAAUAUUUUUCCUCCUUAAAACAGGUUUCUGAGCAAGAUUUUAAAAAUCUUCUUCCUCUUUCAAAUGAUAUGAAUCUGUUUGUUGUAAUUCAACGAACAGUAUUUUAGCUGGAGUGCCUGGGACUUACCGAGUCAGUAAGGAUUCAGUAUAUAAUACAGAAUAAAGACCCCUCCAUUUAUGAAGCUAUGAAGCUUAAAAUCUGAGGGUUUUAAAUAUUUGAGCUUGCAUGUGUAUAUUUUCAUUAAAUUGAAUUUUGAUCAAUUUUAAGUGUUUAAUAAUGUAAUUCAUAAAUUUGGGAUGAUUUCUGAUUUUUUACUUGAUUGGAAAAUUUGCUGUUGUUUAAGAAAUUUACAACCAUAAAUGUAUCUUAUAAUUUAAACUUAUCUGUUAUAUCUGGGUUAAAUAUUGAGUUUUAAAUAAAAGAGAUUUGACACAAAAAAACAAUGUAAAAAAAAUUUAUGAAUAUGUUUUACUUGAUCAAGUCAAUUUAAUUUAAAUCUACAAAAUGCUAGUUCUAAUAUGUGUCAGAUUUUAAGCUCUAUAUUCAUUGCCCUCUGUUUUAUCUAUGUGUUUUAAUCACACUAUGAACAAACAUCAUAGCAGAUCUAAAGCUGUUAGAAGUUGCAGAGGAAAGUACAUCACUACUUCUACAGUUAGAUUCAUGGGGCUUUGACAGACACUCCUAUUUUGCUUUAAAGGAGGAAUUUCAAAUAAUUAUAACUGAUUCUUUGCACAGUGGGAUUUUUUCCCCAAUUGAGGUUUAACGUCUAGGACUCCAGUGCUUACAGCAGGGAUAAGGAGGAUUUAGCUCUACCCAAGUAAAGUAUUGUAUUCCUCCGUAUUAAAACUGUUUACUGUGUAUGUACGUCAACCUCAAGUUCAUGUCAAUGCAGUCAUGUGUUGACAUGCGGACCAGUGGCUUAAAUUGUUUAGUGAACCUACCCCCUCCCCAAUCUCAAACGUGUUUUGUGUGCCUUACUAAGGUCAAGUGGCCAUUAAUUUAGAUUAGGUUAAAAUGGUUUUUAGCUGUUUAGAUCUUCCCUGUCCACAUCGUUGUGCCAUUCUGUUGUAAAACUUGUCCCAGUGCCAACCAGUUUACCUGUGCUGUGGAUAUCUGUAUUUCUGAUUUGCAGGUGGAAAAUUGCUUUGUCCCCAUGUGGAAGUUCUUUGAGUUAUUUGUUUUCUGUUUUGUUUUGAAUUGUUGAAAUAGAUCUCUUUUGCUUUAAAGAUCUGUACUUUUGUAAAUGUGGUUAUAAAUGGUAUGUGAGUAAUAAAUGGUGAAUGAUA